Molecule: messenger RNA, 2172 nt
Organism: Talpa occidentalis (Iberian mole)
Lineage: Eukaryota; Metazoa; Chordata; Mammalia; Eulipotyphla; Talpidae
Gene: FZD10
Product: frizzled class receptor 10
Exons: 1
Coding region: 3-1748 (581 amino acids)
Biological process (GO): canonical Wnt signaling pathway; non-canonical Wnt signaling pathway
Cellular component (GO): plasma membrane
Molecular function (GO): Wnt-protein binding; Wnt receptor activity
Source: RefSeq, a predicted model, not a curated record
CGAUGCCGCGCGCGGGCCCCCGCCUGUGGCUGGUCCUGCAGGUGGUCGGCUCGUGCGCCGCCAUCGGCUCCCUGGACGCCGAGCGCGCGGGCGACGGCCGGUGCCAGCCCAUCGACAUCCCGAUGUGCAGGGACAUCGGCUACAACCGCACCCGCAUGCCCAACCUCAUGGGCCACGAGGACCAGCGCGAGGCGGCCAUCCAGCUGCACGAGUUCGCGCCGCUCGUGGAGUACGGCUGCCACGGCCACCUGCGCUUCUUCCUGUGCUCGCUGUACGCGCCCAUGUGCACCGAGCAGGUCUCCGCGCCGAUCCCCGCCUGCCGCGUCAUGUGCGAGCAGGCCCGGCUGCGCUGCUCCCCGAUCAUGGAGCAGUUCAACUUCAGGUGGCCCGACUCGCUGGACUGCAGCCGGCUGCCCAGCCAGAACGACCCCAACUACCUGUGCAUGGAGGCGCCCAGCAACGGCUCCGACGAGCCCGGCCGCGGCCCCGGCCUCUUCCCGCCGCUGCUCCGGCCGCAGCGGCCGCCGGGCGCGCCCGAGCCCGCGCCCCAGGACGGCGCCCCCGGCCGCGCGGGCUGCGACAACCCCGGCAAGUUCCACCGCGUGGAGAAGAGCGGGUCGUGCGCGCCGCUGUGCGCGCGCGGCGUGGACGUGUACUGGAGCCGCGCCGACAAGCACUUCGCCGUGGUCUGGCUGGCCGUCUGGUCCGUGCUGUGCUUCUUCUCCAGCGCCUUCACCGUGCUCACCUUCCUCAUCGACCCCGCGCGCUUCAGGUACCCCGAGCGCCCCAUCAUCUUCCUCUCCAUGUGCUACUGCGUCUACUCCGUGGGCUACAUCAUCCGCCUCUUCGCAGGCGCCGAGAGCAUCGCGUGUGACCGGGACAGCGGGCAGCUGUACGUCAUCCAGGAGGGCCUGGAGAGCACGGGCUGCACCCUGGUCUUCCUGGUCCUCUACUACUUCGGCAUGGCCAGCUCGCUGUGGUGGGUCAUCCUCACGCUGACCUGGUUCCUGGCCGCCGGCAAGAAGUGGGGCCACGAGGCCAUCGAGGCCCACAGCAGCUACUUCCACCUGGCGGCCUGGGCCAUCCCCGCUGUGAAGACCAUCCUGAUCCUGGUCAUGCGCAGGGUGGCCGGGGACGAGCUCACCGGCGUCUGCUACGUGGGCAGCAUGGACGUCAAUGCGCUGACGGGCUUUGUGCUGGUGCCCCUGGCCUGCUACCUGGUGGUGGGCACCUCCUUCAUCCUCUCCGGCUUCGUGGCCCUGUUCCACAUCCGCAGGGUGAUGAAGACGGGCGGGGAGAACACGGACAAGCUGGAGAAGCUGAUGGUGCGCAUCGGGGUGUUCUCCGUGCUGCACACCGUGCCGGCCACCUGCGUGAUCGCCUGCUACUUCUACGAGCGCCUCAACGUGGGGCACUGGAAGGUGCUGGCCACGCAGCACAGGUGCAGAGCCGGCAACCAGACCAAGGGCCCGGACUGCCUGCUGGCCGCCUCCAUCCCCGCCGUGGAGAUCUUCCUGGCCAAGGUGUUCAUGCUGCUGGUGGUGGGCAUCACCAGCGGCGUGUGGGUCUGGACCGCCAAGACCCUGCAGUCCUGGCAGCAGAUCUGCAGCCGCCGCUUCAAGAAGAAGAGCCGCCGGAAACCCGCCAGCGCGGUGGCCAGCAGCGGGAUUUACAAAAAAGCCCAGCACCCUCCCAAAGCCCACCUGGGGAAGUACGAGCUCCCGGCCCAGCCGCCCACCUGCGUGUGAGCUGCGGAGGGCGGGCGGCGGCGCGGAGGCCGCGGCUUGCGGAGCCCAGGCGCGGUGCUUUCUAGCUUGGUUGUCUUUUUUUUUUUUUUUUUUUUUUAAUAAAAGGAAAAGGAGGGAAAAUGACCAAGUUUUACCCUCCCUGAAAUUCAGGAUGCUGUGAUACACUGAAAGUUGAAAAAGAAGUGUACUUGGAGGUUUGGUUUUGUUUCGCUUUGUUUUCCAGGGAAGGAGAGCCCUGGGUGAAGCAGCCCCCACCCCCUGUAACUAAUGUGUGGUAAAGUGGUUGAUUCCUCCCUCAGCAGAAAACUUUUGUUUAGAACCUUCCAUAAAUAUACAUCUGUGUGUUGGAGUUAGUCGGCUUUGCUCUCCAUUUGCAAAUCAGAGAAGAGAUAGCUGCUUUGCAAAUUAAAACGCCUCUGCUGAG